Molecule: messenger RNA, 1467 nt
Organism: Dipodomys ordii (Ord's kangaroo rat)
Lineage: Eukaryota; Metazoa; Chordata; Mammalia; Rodentia; Heteromyidae
Gene: Shisa6
Product: shisa family member 6
Exons: 6
Coding region: 1-1467 (488 amino acids)
Biological process (GO): regulation of AMPA receptor activity; regulation of short-term neuronal synaptic plasticity
Cellular component (GO): dendritic spine membrane; postsynaptic density; postsynaptic membrane
Source: RefSeq, a predicted model, not a curated record
AUGGCUAGAAAGGACGAAGGAGGUCUGGCCCUGACCCUGGCCAGCGGGGACAUACUUGCCUCGCUUGUCCCGGAGGCGGGGAGCCGGCGGGGUCAGACCGCGGCGGCGGCGGCGGAGGCGGCCAGCGCGACCGUCACCUAUGAGACUUGCUGGGGCUACUACGACGUGAGCGGCCAGUACGACAAGGAGUUCGAGUGCAACAACAGCGAGAGCGGCUACCUGUACUGCUGCGGCACCUGCUACUACCGCUUCUGUUGCAAGAAACGCCACGAGAAGCUGGACCAGCGUCAGUGCACCAACUACCAGAGCCCCGUGUGGGUACAGACGCCCAGCACCAAGGUGGUGUCGCCCGGGCCCGAGAACAAGUACGAUCCGGAGAAGGACAAGACCAACUUCACCGUCUACAUCACCUGCGGGGUGAUCGCCUUCGUCAUCGUGGCCGGGGUCUUCGCCAAGGUCUCCUACGACAAGGCCCACCGCCCUCCGCGGGAGAUGAACAUCCACAGGGCUCUGGCUGACAUCUUGAGACAGCAGGGGCCAAUCCCCAUAGCACACUGUGAAAGAGAAACGAUUUCGGCUAUCAAUGCUUCACCCAAAGAGAACACUCCAGUCAGAUCAACCUCCAAAAACCACUACACCCCCGUGCGAACAGCUAAACAGACGCCAGGGCAUUAUGGGAAGGAGGCUUACCGAAGUGGAGGACCAGAUCUCCAUAACUUCAUCUCAUCUGGAUUUGUCACAUUAGGAAGAGGACACACGAAGGAGAAACCACGGAUGAACAACAUCCUGACAUCGGCUACAGAGCCCUACGAUCUCUCCUUCUCCCGCUCAUUCCAGAACUUGGCCCACUUGCCCCCAUCAUAUGAGUCUGCAGUAAAGACUAACCCAAGCAAGUACUCAUCUCUGAAGAGGCUGACUGACAAGGAGGCUGAUGAGUAUUACAUGAGGCGGAGGCACCUGCCAGACCUGGCUGCCCGGGGCACGCUCCCCCUCAAUGUCAUUCAGAUGUCACAGCAGAAGCCACUGCCCCGGGAGCGACCCCGCCGGCCCAUCCGGGCCAUGUCCCAGGACAGAGUCCUGUCUCCAGAACGGGGUCUGCCGGAUGAGUUUGGCAUGCCCUAUGACCGCAUCCUGUCCGACGAGCAGCUGCUCUCCACGGAGCGCCUGCACUCUCAGGACCCGCUGCUGUCCCCUGAGCGGACGGCCUUCCCCGAGCAAUCGCUGUCGCGGGCCAUCUCACACACGGACGUCUUUGUGUCCACGCCAGUGCUGGACCGCUACCGCAUGACCAAGAUGCACUCCCAUCCCAGUGCCUCCAAUAACUCCUAUGCCACCCUGGGCCAGAGCCAGACGGCGGCCAAGCGCCACGCCUUUGCCUCGCGCAGACAUAACACGGUAGAGCAGCUGCACUACAUCCCGGGUCACCAUACCUGCUACACAGCCAGCAAGACCGAAGUGACCGUGUGA